Pieris rapae (cabbage white) is the source of this 1297-nucleotide messenger RNA. RefSeq names its product coiled-coil domain-containing protein 42 homolog. The transcript is spliced from 7 exons. Lineage: Eukaryota; Metazoa; Arthropoda; Insecta; Lepidoptera; Pieridae. The coding region runs from base 198 to 1196 and encodes 332 amino acids. The record is from RefSeq and is a predicted model, not a curated record.
GUCGAAUUCUACGUAGUUAAAGUAAUAAAUAUAUAUAAAAAAUAGCGUGAACCAAAGACAAUACUUUUAUGAACGUUAUAAUCGUUUGUCAAUGAUUUCAAAGGAUCAAAGAACUUGUUUACCAUUUCCUAGCAACCAUUAUUACUUUUAAUUUGCGUUUUUACAUUGCUAUUAUUGCUAAUUAUAACUAAAGAAAUAUGAUAAAAAAGAACACAAAAGAUUUGGCUCCAAUCGCGCUGCCACAUGGACCACCUGUGGAGUGUACUUCCGAAUAUUAUAAAUCUCUUAUGGAAAGCGCGCGCAUGGUCAAAAAAUAUCCAGUAUGGGAUGUCGCUCGACCCACACCUCAGGUUCUAAUGGAACAGGCUCGAAGGGACCUUAUGGAGGCCGACGAAAAAUUAGCCCAUAAGCGAGAAGAAGAGAGAAUUAACAGAAAGACCAUGGAUGCCAAGUGGAGCGACCUUCGAGAAAAGGAGAUGCUGUUGAAGGAAUCGUUCAUAAGUUUUAACAAGUUCAUAAGAGAAAACCAAGAAAAGCGCGAGCGUGCUGAAAGAAAAAUGGAAGCUGACCUUGAGGUGCUUGAACGAAAGACUAAGGAAACUGAGGUUAUGAAGGAGAGGGUAGAAGAAAUGGAGGAGGUCAGGGACCUUAUGGAGAAGCAAGUUAAGGCUUACACAGUUUAUGAGGAUUACCUCAUGUCUGUGGUUCAAAGCUAUCCCGAAUUUAAACAGCCACUAGACGUCCUAAACAGAUAUGAAGCGCUUGCUGCCGCUAAAAGUACGUUAGCGGAUCGUCAAGAGCGAGACCUAGAGAUGCUAGAAAGUGCCCGGCAAGAGAUUGCAGCGCUGACAGAAGAGAAGAAACUCUUCAUAAUGGGACUAAACAACAAGCUUGCUGAUUUGAGGUGGAAGUAUGACCAAGUCCGAAACCGCGUUAUUAAGUGGGAGCUAGCCCUCAAUCGUCUGAAAGAAACUGCCGCCCAGCGUCACGUGGAGUUAUGUCACGUGCGUGACGCCAUCUGGGGUCUCUACGUGAAAAUUAGUAAACAGAAGGGUCUACCGUUGGACGUGUCACCGACGGACUUCGAGCAGCAGCUGGUGGUCGUGAUGAGAGCGUUGCUGGAACUGAAGAGGAUCUAUAGGAUUGCGCAGCGGCGUUCCAAGGAGAAGGACAUAGAAUCGGUGCAAACCUCUUAAAUAUUGGAAAAUCUAAAUUAAAGAAGGGGCAGAAAUAUGCUUUUCUAAUCUUUGUAACUAUGACUAUUUCUUGUUUUCUACGAAAUUAAAUAUUAAAUGUU